This is a messenger RNA of Salvia miltiorrhiza (redroot sage), 837 nucleotides long. RefSeq names its product EG45-like domain containing protein. The coding region runs from base 151 to 543 and encodes 130 amino acids. Gene Ontology annotation, biological process: systemic acquired resistance. The record is from RefSeq and is a predicted model, not a curated record. NCBI's taxonomy places the organism in Eukaryota, Viridiplantae, Streptophyta, Magnoliopsida, Lamiales, Lamiaceae. The transcript has 2 exons. Gene Ontology annotation, cellular component: apoplast; cell wall.
GAGUCAUUCAAUUCCCAGACUAAUAUUAACGUGCGCCGACUGCUAACCAAAUUCUACGUAACCAAUCUCCCUCAUCUAUAAAUAGACGUCCCACAUUUCCAACCAAAAAUGUAAAGAAGCUUAAAUCCUCAACUAUAACCAAAAUCAAAAAUGGGUUUGGCAAGAAUGAUUAUGUUGGCAGUUGCUGCAGCUAGCAUGAUUUCCAUGGCAUCUGCCAUCGCUGGAACCGCCACUUACUACAGCCCCAUCGUCCCAUCGUCAUGCUACGGGUUUGAAGACAGAGGCACGAUGGUAGCAGCUGCAAAUCCUGCGCUCUUCAACAACCGUGCAGCCUGUGGGCAGAGAUACACAGUCCGGUGCACCGGACCCACAAACCAAGGCGUGCCGCAGCCAUGCCGCAACGGCCCCAUCACCGUCACCAUCGUUGAUCUCUGCCCUGGUUGCGCCGCCGACCAGAUUGAUCUCUCCGAGCAAGCUUUCAACGCUAUUGCUGACCCUAACGCUGGAAGAAUCCUCAUCGACUAUAACCCGUCAGAUCACUAACUAUCUUCUUUUCUCUCUUAUUUUGCGUUGUUUACUGAUUCCCCUAUGUAAUUUUGCAGGGCCCCUUGAUUGCUUAUUUCGGAGCUCAAGGAUCAUCAUUUUCGAUUAUAUAUAUAUAUGCAACAAUAAGAUCUAAUUUAUCUAUAGAUCAUUUCAUUUCCUUAAUAUGUACUACAACUUCUUGUUGAAUAAAUGGCAAGGAUAUAUAUGUACGUAACUAGGUACACAAACUGACCUCUGGAAGAUAUGAUGUACUAGUCUCUUUUUAAUUAUUUCAAAUAAAGCUAGCUUAUA